Fusarium pseudograminearum CS3096 is the source of this 429-nucleotide messenger RNA. RefSeq lists its product as uncharacterized. Gene Ontology annotation, cellular component: actin cortical patch. Gene Ontology annotation, molecular function: Arp2/3 complex binding; actin binding. The transcript has 4 exons. The coding region runs from base 1 to 429 and encodes 142 amino acids. NCBI's taxonomy places the organism in Eukaryota, Fungi, Ascomycota, Sordariomycetes, Hypocreales, Nectriaceae. The record is from RefSeq and is a predicted model, not a curated record. Gene Ontology annotation, biological process: actin filament debranching; negative regulation of Arp2/3 complex-mediated actin nucleation.
AUGGCAUCCGAAUCGCGACUGUAUACCUUCUCUGGAGAGUCAAAGGACCACCUCCGCAAGUUUCGCCUUACUACUUCCCGAGCUAAGGGACCUCAAGCUGUUAUCUACCUGAUCGAUAAGCACACCUACGAGAUCCGACAAGACGAAGACAAGACCGUUUAUACAUCUCUCGAAGAGGUUGGCGAUGACCUUCCAGACCAUGCCCCCCGCUUCAUCCUCCUGAGCUACCCCCUCACCAUGGGUGACGGACGGCUAUCUGUACCAUAUGUGCUCCUCUUCUACCUCCCCGUUACAUGCAAUGCCGAGAUUAGAAUGCUUUAUGCCGGCGCUAAGGAGUUGAUGCGAAACACCGCUGAGGUUGGACGAAUUAUCGAUAUUGAGACGGCAGAAGAGCUGGAGGAGAUUCCUGACAAGCUCAAGUCGGAGUAG